Messenger RNA from Pelobates fuscus (common spadefoot toad), 763 nucleotides. RefSeq names its product mitochondrial pyruvate carrier 2 (gene MPC2). The record is from RefSeq and is a predicted model, not a curated record. Bases 108 to 503 code for a protein of 131 amino acids. Gene Ontology annotation, biological process: pyruvate import into mitochondria. Gene Ontology annotation, cellular component: mitochondrial inner membrane. Gene Ontology annotation, molecular function: pyruvate transmembrane transporter activity. The transcript is spliced from 5 exons. Lineage: Eukaryota; Metazoa; Chordata; Amphibia; Anura; Pelobatidae.
CUCCUACGCCCUCUCUAAGACCUUGCUUUGACAAAAUUAACUUCCGUUGAACCUGUGCUUUUUCACUGUGGUGUCCUCCAAGUCUUCGGUUGACAGCAGUUGAAACGAUGGCGGCGGCUGUUGGAUUUAGGGCUUCCUAUCACCGGGCUUUGAACCGGGUAGAGCUGAUGUUACCGCCCAAGCUGAGACCGUUCUACAAUCACCCGGCAGGACCCAAAACAGUAUUUUUCUGGGCACCUAUAAUGAAAUGGGGGUUGGUGAUUGCAGGGUUAGCUGACAUGACAAGACCAGCAGAAAAACUGAGUACAGCUCAGUCUGCAGUACUAAUGGCCACUGGGCUUAUAUGGUCACGUUACUCACUUGUGAUCAUCCCUAAAAACUGGUCUCUAUUCGCAGUGAACUUUUUUGUUGGUUGUGCAGGGGGCUCACAGCUACUUAGAAUAUGGAGGUACAAUCAAGAGCUAAAGGCAAAUGGAAUUGUGCAACAGACCUCUGAACCUUAGCCAAUUUUAUUUAUUAAUAUUUAACCCUUACUGAUCAGUAGUCUUUCAUUCUUCAAUGUCCAAAUGUGACAUGGUACAGAGCUGAAUGCUAAAUGAGAAGGAAUAGGUCCUUUUUUAAGGUCCGAAUAAACAGCAUAACAUGUAAAUGGUUUUUAAGGUGUUAAAGUAUUAUAUAAGAAGUCGUAGCUAGAUCAUUUGACUUUUUAUCAAUGUAUAAUGCAAUAGUUUGGUUCCUACACUAAUAAAGUGAUCUAAAUAUU